AAAAAGAUGUUCUUGCUGCCUAACAACACAGCCUUGAAUUCUCUCUUCUCUAAUCUGCUUCAAGACUCCCUGGAGCAGUCAAAUAGCUCUGCACCUUCCCAGGUCAAAGGUGCCAGCAACAACCUGGAAAUCAUCUAUGUGCUGGUGAUAAUCGGCCUCUUUGGUUUCUUCACAGUGGGAGCCAUGCUGACCAAUAUCCGUUACAGGAGGCUGGAAGACUCACACAACCCCUACAACACCUACAUUGCCACAGACAUUUGGCACAGGAAGGACAAGCAGUAUUUUCAAGCCAAGCUCAUAGAAAAUUACAAGCUUUGCUGUGUCUUUGAAAACCAGCUGGCUGUGGAGCAGCCAGGCACUCAGAUUCCCGAGGUGAAGUCUCCCUAG
This is a messenger RNA of Colius striatus (speckled mousebird), 387 nucleotides long. It is a transcript of the gene KCNE1, whose product is annotated as potassium voltage-gated channel subfamily E regulatory subunit 1. Gene Ontology annotation, cellular component: membrane. The transcript has a single exon. Gene Ontology annotation, biological process: regulation of ventricular cardiac muscle cell membrane repolarization; negative regulation of delayed rectifier potassium channel activity; regulation of heart rate by cardiac conduction. The record is from RefSeq and is a predicted model, not a curated record. Gene Ontology annotation, molecular function: voltage-gated potassium channel activity involved in ventricular cardiac muscle cell action potential repolarization; potassium channel regulator activity; delayed rectifier potassium channel activity. The coding region runs from base 7 to 387 and encodes 126 amino acids. NCBI's taxonomy places the organism in Eukaryota, Metazoa, Chordata, Aves, Coliiformes, Coliidae.